Messenger RNA from Parnassius apollo (apollo), 570 nucleotides. The record is from the annotation of a GenBank genome assembly. Lineage: Eukaryota; Metazoa; Arthropoda; Insecta; Lepidoptera; Papilionidae.
AUGGAUGUGGAGUUGGUGAAAGGGCUGUUGGAAACCAUCCAAAAUGCAAUGGUUUCAAAUAAGCUGCACGACGACGUAGCGGUGUCAAUUUUCAACCCGGACAAAAGCUACGACGGAGCAGCUGCCUGGUGCGAAAGCUUCAAUAAGUUAGGAGACGGAUUAAACUGGAUCAGCUUUGAGAAGGUUGCAAAAGCCGGUAAGGCCCUUCGGGGCUCUGCAUUAUCCUGGUUUGAAACGUGGGAUCCUGAGACAGAUAGAUCAUGGGAAGAAUUCAAGAAAUAUAUUGUUUCUGUUUACCUGCAAAGGAAAAAUCUUAAUUGGAAACUAUUAUACGCGAGGUUAUACACGUCGGAUUCCGCAGAUUCUUUCGAUGGUUAUGCUAGGGAGAAAUUAAGACUACUAAAAUCUACUAAAAUAUGUUCUACUGAGGGUCAACUUAUACAACUUAUUUGUGGUGGAAUUAGUGACUUAAAUGUAAAAAUGGCUAGUUUAAUUAGUUCCGUGGAGUCGACGGCCGAUCUUAUUUAUUUACUUUCAACUUACACAAAAUUGCUAAAAAAGGCCGUUUGA